AUGGCAACAGGAAAGAUUGAAGACCGCUCAAUUCGGCUUGGAAGAAGGCUUACUCUCUUCAGAGACUACGCCACUGUCUUGCUCGUUGAAAACAACUGGGACCAAGAGUAUAUUGUGCGCCAGUGGAAUGUUGCUGGAAACCAUCUUGGGGAUCAUGUUGUUAGAAACUGCCAUUUUCUUUCAAUAACAAGCAGAUGUCGUAUCUGCCAUGUUAUCAGGGAGUGCAAAUCUUAUGGUUGUCGCCAUCUAUUGUGUGCACGAUGUGUUACAGGUUAUCUUGAAGAAAACAUAAAUGCUGGCGCCUUGAACCUAGUCUGUCCAGUGCAACACUGUGAGAAGAUGAUGUGCCCAGCUGUUUUCAAAAGUGAUGUUUCCAUUGCUGUGAGAAACCUUUUCCAAAGAAACCUAAACCGAAGCUUCCUUUUAGCACAUCCUGAUGAAGAGUUCUCCUACAUCACUGCUGCUUAUGACUUCUGUUUAGGUAAAAAAUGGUACAUUCUAGCUUUUGUGGUCCUGGUUGUUCUCUUUUUCAAGGGGCCACGUGCAAGCAUGAAUCUCAACCUCAACUUCAUCCUUUGA
Microthlaspi erraticum is the source of this 579-nucleotide messenger RNA. NCBI's taxonomy places the organism in Eukaryota, Viridiplantae, Streptophyta, Magnoliopsida, Brassicales, Brassicaceae. The record is from the annotation of a GenBank genome assembly.